This is a messenger RNA of Rhineura floridana, 4394 nucleotides long. It is a transcript of the gene AP3B2, whose product is annotated as adaptor related protein complex 3 subunit beta 2. The record is from RefSeq and is a predicted model, not a curated record. Gene Ontology annotation, cellular component: AP-3 adaptor complex; membrane coat. Bases 517 to 3957 code for a protein of 1146 amino acids. Lineage: Eukaryota; Metazoa; Chordata; Lepidosauria; Squamata; Rhineuridae. Gene Ontology annotation, biological process: anterograde synaptic vesicle transport; vesicle-mediated transport; intracellular protein transport. The transcript has 27 exons.
UUAACUUCUCUGCGUGCGACCACCAGGGGGCGCUGCUCCUGCCUUUGUCGGCGGCGCUGCUGGGUCCCGGGCGGGCGCCUAAGAAUUGCCGGGAGCAGCGGGGUCUGGUUUCAGGGGAGAAGGCGGCGCAGGAGGACCGGAGCCCUCGGCUGAAGUAGGCGGGGCGGUUGGGAACUGCGAGAAGACACGCCCCCCCCCAGCCCGGCAAGUCAGCGAGCGCAGCAGCAGGGGACGUGCUAACGUGGCCGGCUGGGGUGGGAGCUGAUCUUGGAGGGGGCGCCCGUUGCAAUGCCUUCCCUGCCCCGCGUGCCCGCUCCAGCAGCAGCCUGGUCCUUGGAAGUUCGGGAGUAAAGCCGCCCCUGGAGUGGAGCCCCAAGGCAAACGAGGCUGGGGAUCAGCUUUCGGGCACGUUCCCUUCCCCGGGGUGGCGGGCAAGCGAGGCUACCCUGCCGCUGAACCGCGCUCCGUGCGGCCCCUUCCGUGUCCCCGGCCGCACGCGCACACACCCCUCUGGCGAUGCAGAAACUGCUGCAGCAGCUGCCUGCCAGCGCGGCCAACUUGGUGAAGUCCCAGCAAGGGGGGGCGGCCGGCCAGGAGGCCAAAAGCCCCGUCCUGGUGCCCGACGGCGCUCAGCAGACCUGGUACAGCACGUUGGAAGGCGAUGAGUGGAGGCUGCUCAAGGCGCCCGACCAGGAAGGGGCCGCCCAGCAGGAGGGCAGCAUCGAGGGCAGCGUGGCACAGCCGCUACGGCAUGAUGACCUGAAGGAGAUGCUGGACAGUAACAAGGAUUCCCUGAAGCUUGAAGCCAUGAAGAGGAUUGUAGCGAUGAUUGCACGAGGCAAGAAUGCAUCAGAUCUCUUCCCAGCUGUGGUAAAAAAUGUGGCCUGCAAGAACAUAGAGGUGAAGAAGCUCGUGUAUGUCUACUUGGUCCGAUAUGCAGAAGAACAGCAAGAUUUGGCCUUGCUGUCCAUCUCUACCUUCCAGAGGGGACUCAAGGAUCCCAAUCAGCUGAUCCGAGCCAGUGCCCUCCGGGUUCUUUCCAGUAUCCGUGUGCCCAUUAUCGUGCCCAUCAUGAUGCUAGCCAUCAAGGAGGCAGCGUCAGACAUGUCCCCGUAUGUGCGUAAAACGGCAGCUCACGCCAUCCCCAAGCUGUACAGCCUUGAUUCAGACCAGAAGGACCAAUUAAUAGAGGUCAUUGAGAAGCUGCUUGCAGAUAAGACGACGCUGGUGGCUGGCAGCGUCGUGAUGGCCUUUGAGGAAGUUUGCCCGGAGCGCAUCGACCUCAUCCACAAGAACUACCGCAAGCUGUGCAACCUGCUGAUUGACGUGGAAGAGUGGGGCCAGGUGGUGAUCAUCAACAUGCUGACGCGCUAUGCCCGCACCCAGUUCCUCAGCCCCAACCAGAAUGAGUCCCUCCUGGAAGAGAGUGCUGAGAAAGCUUUUUACGGCUCCGAAGAGGAAGACUCAAAGGACGACAACGGAGAGCCUGCCUCCUUGGUGAAACGCAAGCCUUACGUCAUGGACCCUGACCACCGCCUGCUUCUGCGCAACACCAAACCCCUGCUGCAGAGCCGCAACGCUGCGGUGGUGAUGUCUGUUGCUCAGCUCUACUUCCACCUUGCUCCAAAGGCUGAGGUUGGGGUCAUUGCUAAGGCACUGGUGCGUCUCCUCCGAAGCCACAGUGAGGUGCAAUAUGUUGUGCUUCAGAACGUGGCUACCAUGUCCAUCAAGCGCAGGGGAAUGUUUGAACCGUACCUGAAAAGCUUCUACAUCAGAUCAACUGAUCCCACCCAGAUCAAGAUCCUCAAGCUGGAAGUUCUGACCAACCUUGCAAACGAGACCAACAUUUCUACCAUCCUGCGUGAGUUCCAGACAUACAUCCGGAGCAUGGAUAAAGACUUCGUGGCAGCCACUAUCCAGGCCAUUGGCCGCUGCGCCACCAACAUUGGCAAAGUGCGCGACACCUGUCUCAAUGGCCUUGUCCAGCUGUUAUCUAACCGAGAUGAGCUGGUCGUGGCCGAGUCUGUGGUGGUCAUUAAGAAACUCCUGCAGAUGCAGCCUGCUCAGCACAGCGAGAUCAUCAAACAUAUGGCAAAGCUGAUUGACAACAUCCAGGUGCCUAUGGCCCGGGCCAGCAUCUUAUGGCUGAUUGGCGAGUACUGCGAGCAUGUGCCCAAGAUAGCCCCUGAUGUGCUGCGCAAGAUGGCCAAGUCCUUCACCAGCGAGGAGGACAUUGUGAAGCUGCAGGUCAUCAACUUGGCAGCUAAGCUGUACUUGACCAACUCCAAGCAGAGCAAGCUGCUGACUCAGUACGUGCUGAACCUGGCCAAGUAUGACCAGAACUACGAUAUCCGAGAUCGUGCCCGAUUCAUCCGCCAGCUCAUUGUGCCCACCGAGAAGAGUGGCACCCUCAACAAAUACGCUAAGAAGCUCUUCCUGGCCCCAAAACCAGCCCCUAUCUUGGAAUCAUCUUUCAAAGACCGAGACCACUUCCAGCUGGGCUCUCUCUCGCACCUCCUCAACGCCAAGGCUGUAGGCUACCAGGAGCUCCCUGACUGGCCCAGCGAAGCUCCCGACCCGUCCGUCCGCAAUGUGGAGGUCCCAGAAUGGACCAAGUGCACCAGCCGUGAGAAGAGGAAGGAGAAGGCCGAGAAGCCCUUCUAUUCUGAUUCGGAGGGAGAGUCUGGGGCAACAGAAUCUGCUGACAGCGAGCCCGACACAGUGAGUGGGUCCGAAAGUGAAAGUGGCAGCGGCAGCGAGAGUGGGUCUGGUUCUGGCAGUGAGGAAGAGGAAGAUGAGGAGGAGAGCGAGGACCAGUUGGAAGAGAUGGAGGAGAAGAAAAAGAAGAGAAAGGAGGCGCCAAGGAAAGGAUCGCUAGAGAGCACUGGGAGUGAGGAGGAGGAGGAGGAGGAAGAUGAGCGUAGCAGGAAAAUGCAGCCACCGCAGGAAGGGAACUCAGAAUCCUCAUCCGAGGAGGACAGCCUAUCUGAGAGCAGCUCAUCAGAGUCUGACUCUGGCUCCAAAGCAGAGGAAUCCCACUUGGAGAAGGAGGUGAAAAAGAAAAGGACGCCUCCCAGCAGCAAACCUGCUCCAAAAGCCCCCAAGAAAGGGGUAAAGGAGAUCUCGCUGCUUGACCUGGACGAUUUCACACCCCCUCCCCCUCAACCAGUUGCCUCCAGCCCCGUUGUCUCCACCAGCCUAGUGACCGAUCUUGAGGGGCUCACGCUAACUGACACUUCUACAGCUGCUGCUAUGAUCAGUCCUGUGUUUGGUGCGGUGAAGACGUAUGAGCUGCUGCAUCGCAUGACAGGGGAAGGGCUCUCUGUUGAGUAUUACUUCAGCCGACAGCCAUUUACUCCUGAUUCUGGUAUGGUGGCGGUGCAGAUCCAGAUCUCCAAUAACACAGCUGCUGAGGUGAAGAGCAUCCACGUUAAUGAGCCUAAGCUCCUCUCAGGCAUGCGCGUCCAGGACUUCAAGGAGAUCGAGUCCCUGGCACCUGGUGAAACAGUCAGUGUCACUAUGGGCAUAGACUUUUGUGACUCCACCCAGGCAGCCAGCUUCCAGUUGUGCACACACACCCGCCAGUUCUAUGUGUCCAUCCAGCCUCCAGUGGGGGAGCUCAUGGCUCCCGUAUUCAUGAGUGAGAAUGAGUUCAAGAAAGAGCAAGGAAAGCUAACAGGAAUGAGUGAGAUCACAGAGAAGCUGACUCUGCCUGACAAAUGCCAGAGUGACCACGUGAUUGUGCAACAGGUGACAGCUGCAGCUAACGUCAGCCGUGUGCCCUGCGGUUCAGAUAAGGAGUAUCGGUUUGCCGCUAAGACGGUUAGCAGCGGAAGCCUCAUCCUCAUCACACUGGAGAAGAAGGCGGGCAACAUGGCACACCUUACUAUCAACAGUGAGAAGAUGUUGAUUGGCACCAUGCUGGUGAAGGACAUUGUCCACUCCUUGACACAGUGACCACGUGGCUUCCCUCUCUUGUCAUGCCCUCUUUAGUUGCCCAUCCUUUCUAGGCUCAGCCAUCUGUCUCCCUGUACCCAGCUUGCCUUGCUGUGUCUCCUUGUCCCUACGUAAAAUACAGGUGAAGGCUGAGAUAGGGCAACAGGAAAUUAUCCACAAUAGAAAACAAGGUGCACUAGCUCAGCAACAAAUAGCCUUGUGCUCUCCAGAUGUUUGGGACUACAACUCUGUCAGCCCCAGCCAGCAUGGGAGUUGUAGUCCAACACGUGGAGGGCAUCAGGUUGGAAAAGGCUGAUAAAGAAGGUGUUGGAUUGCUGAAAUUUCCCUGUGACUCUGGCAUCCUUGUUGUGCUGUGAGUCCCCCCCCCCAUUUUUCUGUUCUAUGGCUGUAUUUAUUAUGGGCAGAAAUGGUUCAAUAAAAAUUCUUCCUGGAAUUGA